AUGCUACGCAUCGGAGUCGAUGUCGGAGGAACCAAUACUGAUGGUGUCCUGAUCGACGUGACACGCCUCAACGACCCUAGCCGUGGUGUGCUCGCCCAUUACAAGUCACCCACAACGCCCGAUGUCUCAAAGGGCAUUGAGAACGCUAUCCGGGAGGUGCUCAAGUCCGCCGGCGCAUCGUCGUCCGACGUCACUUCUGUCAGCAUCGGCACGACCGCAUUCAUCAACGCUGUAUUGGAGGCAGACGCACGUCGGCUCGCCAAAGUUGCUGUGAUCCGUCUUUGUGGUCCCUACACUAGGCAAUGUCCCCCCUUCGUCGACUUCCCCAAGCAUCUGCGCACACUGACAGAAGGACAUGUUGGCUUCGUUGAUGGCGGAUUCGAAAUCGAUGGCAGAGAGAUUUUCCCUCUCAACGAGCAGCAAGUUGUCGCCCAGUGCGCCAUCAUCAGAGAUAAGGGUUUGAAGAACAUCCCGGAAGCUAAAGAGGCGUCUUCUCAGAUCGUCCUUUCCGGGGUAUACUCGCCUUUGGACAACGAGGGGAAGCACGAAGCAGCAGCGAAGAUGAUUAUGGAGCGCGAACUUGGGUCCUCGGUGAACGUGGUCUGCUCUCGAGACGUUGGUCAAGUCGGCCUUCUCGAGCGGGAGAACGCCUCUAUCCUCAACGCGUCCAUCCUUUCCUUCGCCCAGCGCACAAUCCGUGGAUUCCAGAAGGCGAUCCAUGCCCUCAACCUCACUUGCCCCGUUUUCCUGACCCAGAACGACGGCACGCUCACGACGGCAGCCUCCGCAGCGCGGCUGCCGAUCCGCACCUUCGCGUCAGGGCCCACGAACUCCAUGCGCGGCGCCGCGUUCCUUUCCGGCCUGGACGACCACAAGGCUUCAGAGAGCCGCAAGUCGACGAUCGUGGUCGACGUCGGCGGGACGACGACCGACGUGGGCGUCCUGCUCCCGUCGGGGUUUCCGAGACAGGCUGCGUCUUUCAUCGAGGUCGGAGGCGUGCGGACGAACUUCACCAUGGCGGACGUGCAGUCGAUCGGCCUGGGCGGAGGGUCCAUCGUGCGGCCUUCGCAGUCUGCGCAAGGCGUUUCUCGUAUAUCGGUCGGCCCGGACUCCGUGGGCCACAACCUCACGCGCGACGCGAAAGUCUUUGGAGGAAGCGUGCUCACCGCUACGGAUUUGGUCGUCGCGAGCGGACGGGCUGAGUUGGGCGAAAGGGAGAGGGUGUCGGACGUGUCUGCCGAGACUGUCGCCUCGGGCAUGCGGAGGAUCAAGAAGUUGCUGGAAGGAAUCAUCGACAAGAUGAAGACAUCGCCUGAGGAUAUCACCGUGCUCCUGGUCGGAGGAGGCAGUAUCAUAGCUCCCGACGAGCUGGCCGGUGUGAAGGAGAUCAUCCGACCGCCGUUCUUCAGCGUGGCCAACGCGGUUGGCGCGGCUAUGGCGAAGGUCGCGGGAGAAGUGGACACGAUCGAGCUGCUCGCUGGCCGGGACAUUCACACCGUUGUGGAGGGCAUCAAAUUGGAAGCCAUCAAGAAGGCUAUCUCGUCCGGCGCAAGUCCGGCUACGACGAAGAUCGUGGAGGUCGCGAACAUCCCCGUUCAGUACGUUACCAACCAGGCCACUCGUAUCAUCGUCAAAGCCGCGGGCGAAUUGUCCCCUGAAGCUAUUGCCGAUCUGGAAGGGAGCAUCCUGCCGCCAGACAGCACAGACGACGCGGACGUAGAAGAGGCUGAUAAGUCGUUCGAGAAAAUCCAGCAUGUUGAAGAGAACCAGUCACUCGAAACGAUCGACAUCGAAUCGUACAAGCCCACCAUACUCCCAAACAGAUCCUGGAAGCUCACUGAACUGGACCUAGAGUGGAUUGCUGAGGGAUGCGGCGUACUCGGGACGGGAGGUGGCGGUUCGCCGUAUCCACCUUUCCUAAUGGCGCGACAAGCUCUCCGUGACGGGAAGGAGAUCUUUGUUCUGGACCCUGAGGAUGUGCCAGAGGAAGACGUAUUCAUUCGAUGCGGCUUCAUGGGUUCUCCUAGUGUGGCCGUCGAACGACUCCAAGGCGGAGAUGAAAUCCCUGCGGCUGCUCGCAUACUCUUGAAAUAUCUCGGAGUACAGGACUUCAGGGGUUCUAUCUCCGAGGAAAUAGGCGGUGGAAAUGGUAUCCAGCCUAUGAUCGUCGCAGCAGAGAUGGGCAAGGCCGUCUUGGACUGCGACCUCAUGGGUAGGGCGUAUCCAAAUAUGUACCAAACAUUGCCUGGUGCGUAUGGCAUCCCGAACGGUCUCUGGCCAUGUGCGCUCUCCGACGGGAUAGGGAACACACUAGUCCUCCCCACAGCUCGGAAUCCAAAAGCGGUAGAAGAUAUCCUGCGUACAGUUACGACCGAGAUGGGCUCGAAAAGCGGCGUCAGCAUGGCGCCUCUUUCGCGGAAGACGUGUACGCAGUAUGGCGUGCCCCACACUGUCUCGCAGGCGUGGCGUAUCGGGCGCGCGAUUGCACUUUGCCGGAAGAAGAACAUCCUGAAAUACGUACCGAAGGCUAUCUUGGAGCUGCAGAAUGGUUCAUGUUUGUUCGUGGGGAAGAUCGUCGACGUUCAGCGGGCAAGUGAAGUGCGGAAGGGAUUUACGUGGGGCCAAGUGACCAUCGCACCCUUGCUGGAAGAGGAGGAAGAAGACGCCAUCUCAGCGUCCGAUUUCACGCUGCCCGUAAAGCCCGACGAUCGUCUCGUCAUUCCCUUUCAGAACGAGAACCUGUAUGCCUAUAUCGAAUCCGCGAAUGGCGAGCAGAAGAUCCACGUCACGGUCCCGGACCUGAUCACCGUGCUGGACUCUCAAAACGGCGCAGCGCUGGGGACGCCCGACUACAGGUACGGCCUGCGUGUCACCGUGAUCGCGCUGGCCGGACACCCGAGCUGGACCACCACUCCAGAGGGACUGCAGUGCGGAGGUCCUGGAGCAUUCGGACUGCGCGACCUCCCGUUCACGCCUAUCGCAUCUUACAAGGAACCCCGGAGUGUAGUGAAAGAAUACGCCGCGCUGUGA
Molecule: messenger RNA, 3030 nt
Organism: Dichomitus squalens LYAD-421 SS1
Lineage: Eukaryota; Fungi; Basidiomycota; Agaricomycetes; Polyporales; Polyporaceae
Product: hydantoinase/oxoprolinase
Exons: 19
Coding region: 1-3030 (1009 amino acids)
Biological process (GO): glutathione metabolic process
Cellular component (GO): cytosol
Molecular function (GO): 5-oxoprolinase (ATP-hydrolyzing) activity
Source: RefSeq, a predicted model, not a curated record